UCAGACGGUUCCGUUCUUGCGGAGAGAGUGGAUGUCGUUAUAGUGUUCUUGCUUUAUUAUAGAUCGCAAAAAAAAAAAGAAACGCGUAAAUCAUCAAUUGUGAAGAGUGUCGUCUUUACACAGCAAAAUUUCUCAAUUUUGUGCAAAGUCAAUCUUAAGUGAGAGAAAUUAAUUUUUUUUUCGUUUUAGACUCGAAUAACGCUUUAGUUAGUUUCUUUUCCUUUUUUUUUCGAAAGCUGGGAAAUAGUGACAGUGUUGUUUAUUGUUUUGAACCCUGUGACAUCGAGGUGAUUGACGAAACAGGAAUUAUUUACUUUUUCCUUUAUUAAAACAGCUAAAAGUGAAUUAAUUGUGAUUUCGGGAGUGUUAUAAAUUGACUACUUGUGUCUAACCGAUGUUAGAUAUCGUGACCUAAGGGUUCCGUAUGACUGUGAGGGGGAAUAAUUAGUUGUGUUUUUAUUGACUCCCAAGUGUUUUUGAAAAAGCCAGCAAACUGUACGGGCACAGGGAGGAAGAUAUGCUCACGAUGGAGUCGGAUUUGAAGGGCGGCAGUUUGCACGCGCAAAUGCCCCCACAUACCCAUCAUAGUCUUUCGACGAUGGGUCAUCAUGCCACAACAACAUCGCCCUAUCCAAAUUUAGGUGGUCUUGUUUCAAAUCCCAUAUCCGUAAGUCCGCCAAGUAGCGUUGGACUUGGUGGUUUGGGAAUGCAACACCAUCAUCAGACACAACAUCAUUACAGUGCCAUGCAACCAGCACAACAGCAACAACAACAAGUGAUGCACAGUCUUGCUCAACAGAGUGCCGCCGCACAACAGCAACAUCAUUCACAAUCUCAACAGCAAACCCAACAGCAUCAGACUUCAAACAACAAUAAUAAUACAAGCAAAACUAAUAACAAUGAUCGUGUCAAGAGGCCAAUGAAUGCAUUUAUGGUUUGGUCCCGGGGUCAACGUCGCAAGAUGGCCCAAGAAAAUCCCAAAAUGCACAAUUCGGAAAUUUCAAAGAGGCUCGGUGCCGAAUGGAAGCUUCUCAGCGAAACGGAGAAACGACCAUUUAUCGAUGAAGCCAAACGACUCAGGGCCGUUCACAUGAAGGAACAUCCCGAUUACAAGUAUCGACCACGUCGCAAGACAAAGACCAUCAACAAGAAGGACAAAUUCCCACUUGGCGGUGUUGUUUCUGGUGUUGCUGGUAUGUUGGCCGUUGAUCAACGACAAGUUGGAGGUGCCGCUGGAUCACAACAACCACAAUUAUCGCGUGAUGUUUAUCAAAUGACAAAUGGAUAUAUGCCAAAUGGUUCACAUUUAAUGUAUGAUCCAUCAGCUUAUCAACAGCAUCCGGCUUAUAAUAGUCAUAUGGCCGCAAAUGCAGCCGCCGCGGCAGCGUACACAAGGUACGAUAUGAGCCAUCACAUGGGAGGUGGCAGUCCAAGUCCCAUUAAUAAUUACGUGAAUGGCUAUGGUGGUUAUGGUACUGCAGCCAUUCCCGGUGGUUCACCAUCGCCUUAUCAUCAAACUCAACCUGGAUCACAAAUGUCCAGUCAUAGUCCAAGUGGAAGCAGCAUAAAAUCAGAGCCAACGAGUCCUGCGAGCGGCGGAAUUCACACACCAACACCCACUGGUGGACCAACGUCCUCAGGCGUACCCGGCGGUGUUAAAAGAGAAUACAUGGGCCAACAGCCACAACAACAGGGUCCCGAUCUCAGGAACAUGAUCAAUGUUUAUCUACCAGGAAUACAAGAUCAUAAUUCUGUACAGCACAAUUCCGUUUAUGCAACCGGACCAGUAACGGACUCACUGUCUCAGCAUCAUUCAGCCUUACCACCUCUAUCACACAUGUCGGAUAGUGAACGCAAGAUGAUAAAUCCGGAAACCGGUUGUUACUCAUCCGAGUCGGUGCGAGCGUGGGAUUGGAAUGGAACGAGCAAUGUUCGUGUACAAGAAUCCUGGCCAACGUGAGCGUCUUACGAUAUGGACAAAUCUCACCUCUCCAGCCUAAAGGAUCACGCCCCUUGAUCGUUUCGCGCAUCAUGGUGAGUUCCCAGGUACCAACAUCCAGAAAGUGUCUACAGAUUCAAUCCUCGAUCUUACCCCUAUCCAAAUGAAAAUGAAGACUCAAUCACGGAGUAAAAUCUGUUAACAAUCAUGAAUCCCCCUCCCAAAAACAAACCAAUAAAUUGUUAAUUCGUCAAUAAUUGUUAAUUAUUUUUAAGUAAUUGAUUAAUUUUUUUUAUUAUUUACUAUAAUAAUUAGCCGAUAAUUAUUUAUUUCUAUAUAUACAUAUCGCAAGAAUUACUAAAAAUAAAAGUGGACAAAUAUUGUAAAUACUACGCUAUAAAUUAAGGUAAAAUUAAAUAAUCCUUUAGAAGAUAUGUGUAAAAUAAACAAAAAAUCAGAAAAUUAUAAAUUAUCUAGGACUCAAUUUUCUGUUUUUAUUAUUCAUUUAUUAUAUAGAAAAAAAGCGUUAAUUUCUAUUUUAAUUAGUAAAAAUAAUAUUAUUUUCGAAAAAAAUAGGAGAUAAAUUAGUCAUAUUAAUCAGUAAUUUGUAAAUGAUUAGUUUAGUAUGAAAUUUUGAAAAUUCCUUGUAUAGCGAUACAUUUUGAUACGUAAUUACGUAUAAAUACGUAUGUAUAUAUGUUUAAAAGCAAUACAAUAAGUAUGAUGAGAAAAGAAUAAGUGAAUGGUCCCAAAGGCCGAGACGGUCAAUUUGAUAACGUUACUCUGUAAAUCAGCGAAACUUACUGCGUUACACGUUAUAGCGAAAGAUGCUUGGUUGUAUACUUUACUUUAUAAACAUAAACAGGUUUUAUCUUAAACGAAUGAUAAAUCAAAUACGGACUUUGUAUGUAAUAUUUCAAAAGUGCAGUUUCUAUAUUUGCAGGCAGCGACAAACAAAUAUAUAUAUAUAUACCUACUUAUGAAUUAUAGCCAUUUGCCUUGUACAUGUGAAUAUUUAUAAUUUUCAUCUUUUUUAGUAGGUUUCAUUCCAAUUUACUUUAGUUGACCGUCAAUUUUACAAUUUUAUUUUCAUACACGUCCGCUUGUGACACGUGGCAUUCGAUAAUACAUAAAACAUCUGCAAAUGGUGACACUAAAAAUUGUUGCAUUGUAUGCGAGGUGCAGAGAUCAUUUUUCUUCUUUAAAUAAAUAUUGUCACAUAUACAAAAAUAAACUUUGUUUUUAUAAAAAAAAAAA
Molecule: messenger RNA, 3196 nt
Organism: Leptopilina boulardi
Lineage: Eukaryota; Metazoa; Arthropoda; Insecta; Hymenoptera; Figitidae
Gene: SoxN
Product: transcription factor Sox-2-like
Exons: 4
Coding region: 518-1960 (480 amino acids)
Biological process (GO): anatomical structure morphogenesis; cell differentiation; regulation of DNA-templated transcription
Molecular function (GO): DNA-binding transcription factor activity, RNA polymerase II-specific; RNA polymerase II cis-regulatory region sequence-specific DNA binding
Source: RefSeq, a predicted model, not a curated record